UCUGCUCUCCACCUCAGCUUUAUCUUCCAUGUCCUUCGAUCGAUCACCGAUCCUAGCCCAUCAAAAAGCUGCCUUUCCUCCCUAAAUUCGUCUUGUUCAUCCUUUUCUUCUUCUCCUGGUUGCUUCGCGGUGAAAGCUCUCGCCUUUCUUCCUGACUUAGUUUCUGUGAUUACGAAAUGGCGCAGCAAGAACACCGUAUUUCUGAUGGCGAAGAGGAAGCAACGUUUCUUUCGCCUGGCCAUCAGCCAAACAUGACCGUCCCUUUCCUCCCAGAGUUUGAUCCCACUUCCCAGUUCGGGCGUAUUGCUGAAAACUCAUCCAUGUCGCCGUAUCAGUUAGAGGAUUUAAACCCACUGGCUUCCAGCGACGGCCCAAUGCCAUUGUUGUCGAGCCCUUUGCAGAGCGAUGCUUCCACUAGCUUUGACUCGCUGCCUUCUCUCGUCGCAUCCGAGGUGAAGCAAACGCCAUUGAGGCCGGAACUGAUGUUGCCGUUGCAGAAACCUGAGCUUCAGCCUCAGAUAAACCAGGUGGUGAAAUCUUCGCCAUUUGAUCUAUUUCCUGAAGCUGGCCUUCAGAUGGAAAUGGAGCUCCCUUCAAACCAAAGCCAUCAUGGCAUUAUGAAUCCCUUGCUCAGGGCAGAUCAGCAGAUUACGAUGGAUCAGUUUGUUGGCAUGAAUCAUCUAUCAUCCUUUCAAAUUGAUCCGGACCGAAAUCAAAUAGUCAUCUUUACUACAGAAUCCACUCAAAUUUCUCGUUCAAAUUGUGGCACAUUUGUGAUCAAUGAAUCUCAAGGGGAAAACACUGAUUGUUCAUC
Messenger RNA from Phalaenopsis equestris, 814 nucleotides. RefSeq lists its product as uncharacterized. The record is from RefSeq and is a predicted model, not a curated record. The annotation marks the transcript as partial. Lineage: Eukaryota; Viridiplantae; Streptophyta; Magnoliopsida; Asparagales; Orchidaceae. The transcript has 3 exons.